Molecule: messenger RNA, 1134 nt
Organism: Colletotrichum fioriniae
Lineage: Eukaryota; Fungi; Ascomycota; Sordariomycetes; Glomerellales; Glomerellaceae
Biological process (GO): fungal-type cell wall organization; carbohydrate metabolic process
Cellular component (GO): fungal-type cell wall
Molecular function (GO): hydrolase activity, hydrolyzing O-glycosyl compounds; glycosyltransferase activity
Source: RefSeq, a predicted model, not a curated record
AUGUUCUCCAAGAUCUUCUCUGCUGCCACCGUGGCUCUCGCCGCUUCCACCAUGGUCUCUGCCCAGACCUUCACCACCUGCGAUCCUACCAAGAAGGACUGCCCCGCCGACCCUGCUCUGGGCAAGUCGGUCAGCAUCGACUUCACCAAGGGCAACGAUGACUCCGUCUUCCGCAAGCUUGACGGCACUGCCGUGAAGUUCGAGGAUGGCGGUGCUCUCUUCGCCAUCAACAAGGAGACCGAUGCUCCUACCAUGGCCUCCAAGAAGUACAUCUUCUUCGGCAAGAUUGACGUCGUCCUCAAGGCCUCUCCCGGCCAGGGUGUCGUCACCUCCGUCGUUCUUCAGUCCGACGACCUCGACGAGAUUGAUUGGGAGUGGGUUGGCGGUGACAACGAGCAGGUCCAGACCAACUACUUCGGUAAGGGUGACACCAGCACCUACGACCGUGGUGCCUACCACCCCGUCUCCAACCCCCUCAACGACUACCACACCUACACCAUCGACUGGACCCAGGAGUCCGUCAAGUGGAUCAUCGACGGUGCUCUGGUUCGUGAGCUGAAGUACGCCGACGCCAAGGGUGGCGCCAUGUUCCCCCAGACUCCCAUGGAGGUCAAGAUCGGAACCUGGGUUGCCGGCCGCAAGGACGCCCCCAAGGGCACCGUCGAGUGGGCUGGCGGCUACACCGACUUCUCCAAGGCUCCCUACAACGCCUACUACAAGUCCAUCACCAUCACCGACUACCAGGGCAACAAGGGUGUCAAGGGCGCCAAGGAGUACGUCUACGGUGACCGUUCCGGCAGCUGGGAGUCCAUCGUCGUCAAGACUGAGGGCGGCAGCGACGACAGCUCUUCCUCCGCCUCCAAGGCCGCCACUAAGACCGACUCCAAGACCACCCUGAGCACCGUCACUGCCUCCGGCUCUGCUUCCGCUACCGCUUCCAGCGAGGCCUCAGCUACCGAGGACGCUGCCUCUACCGCCACUGGCUCCAGCUCCGGCUCUUCCAGCGCUUCUUCCACCGGCACCGCUGCCGGCGCCUCCAGCACCCCCUCCACCGUUGCCGCCAACUCCGGCUUCAUGAACAAGGCCAACCUUGCUCUCGGUGCCGCCGGCCUCUUCUUCACCUUCCUGCUGUAA